UUUUUCAUGGAUUUAUUCUUUAUUGAUUUUUCUAGCACUUAAAAUUGUUGUAUACAUUUACGUGUUUUGUGACAUUGCUUAUAGGGUGAAUCAAGUGAUAUAUUUCUGAAAGCAAGGAAAGAAUAUUGCCAAACUGGACUGUUCGAGGAAAUGAAGUGUCUUUGUAUGUUGUUUGAGUUAUAACUGAAUGAGUUCUGGGCCACAGGCUGAUUGACUUCAUCAUCAACUUUCCCUCUUGCGCUUGUGACUUACUUUCAGGUUUUUGAGAACCACCUGUGGCAUGAACAUAUUCAAGCAAAUACUUCCCUCUAAACCUCGUUUUAAAGGGAUCAGUUAUUGGUCUAGAGUAACGUAUCUUUCUUUCCUCCAUUCAUCUACAACUACCUCAAUUGAAGUUCAUCCUCCAGAACAGGAAGUUGUAAUUGCUUUGGGGAGCAAUGUGGGUAAUAGACUUCAUAAUUUCAAUGAAGCUUUGCGUUUAAUGAAGAAGCUGGGUAUCCAGAUAACAAGACAUGGAUGUUUAUAUGAGACAGAGCCUGCGUAUGUUACUGAUCAGCCAUUGUUCCUCAACUCUGCAGUUAGAGGUAUUACAAAUCUUGGACCACAUGAAUUAUUGGCGGCACUUAAGCAAAUUGAGAAAGACAUGGGCCGAACUGCUGGAAUAAGAUAUGGCCCAAGACCAAUUGACCUAGACAUAUUGUUCUAUGGGAAUUUCAAGAUCAAUUCUGAUGUUCUUACUGUUCCACAUGAGAGGAUUUGGGAAAGACCCUUUGUAAUGGCCCCACUAAUAGAUUUACUUGGAUUGGCCACAGAAAGUGAUGUAGUGGCAAGGUGGCAUUCCUUUUCUAAGCAAUCUGGAGGACUUUUUGAAUCAUGGGAGAAACUUGGUGGUGACUCCCUCAUUGGAAGCGAUGGACUUAGACGGGUUUUGCCUGUUGGAAAUCACUUAUGGGACUGGUCAAAAAGAACCCAUGUCAUGGGUGUUCUUAAUCUGACUCCUGAUAGUUUCAGUGAUGGUGGAAGGUUUCAAUCAGUAGAAGCUGCAGUUUCUCAGGUCCGCUUGAUGGUCUCAGAAGGGGCAGAUAUUAUUGAUAUUGGUGCACAAUCCACACGUCCAUUUGCAUCUUGGAUUUCUGUGGAAGAAGAGCUAGAUAGACUAGUACCUGUUCUAGAAGCUAUUCGUGAACUACCAGAGAUAGAGGGGAAGCUCUUAUCUGUGGAUACUUUUCACUCAGAAGUUGCUCUGGAAACAGUGAAAAGAGGGGCUCAUAUUAUCAAUGAUGUAUCUGGUGGGCAGUUAGAUUCUAAAAUGCUUAAGGUUGCUGCAGAUCUUGGGGUUCCUUACGUUGCAAUGCACAUGAGGGGGGACCCCCGUACUAUGCAGAGUGAUGAAAAUCUACAAUAUGAAGAUGUCUGUGUCCAGGUCGCUUCUGAGUUAUAUUUGCGGGUCAGAGAUGCUGAAACAUCAGGGGUCCCGGCAUGGAGUAUUAUUAUUGAUCCUGGAAUUGGAUUCUCCAAGAAUACUGAGCACAAUUUGGACAUCCUAAUGGGUUUGCCGACCAUUCGACGAGAGUUAGCAAUGAGGAGCUUGGCUGUUUCUCGUGCACCCAUCUUGAUUGGACCCUCUAGAAAGAGAUUUUUAGGUGAUGUUUGCAAUCGGCCAGAUGCCACUCAAAGAGAUUCUGCAACAGUUGCUGCUGUCACUGCGGGGAUUUUGGGUGGUGCAAACAUCAUAAGAGUGCACAAUGUUAGGGACAACUUGGAUUCUGCAAGGCUCUGCGAUGCAUUACUGAAGCAUGGAAGAACUCAGUCAUGAUUUGGUGAAUUCGCCAAUUGGGCUUGGUUAGCGUCUUUCUUUUGGGUGAGGAUGUGAGAGGAAAGAGACAUAAGGAAGCUGGCUUAGCUGCCAC
Molecule: messenger RNA, 1910 nt
Organism: Telopea speciosissima
Lineage: Eukaryota; Viridiplantae; Streptophyta; Magnoliopsida; Proteales; Proteaceae
Product: folate synthesis bifunctional protein, mitochondrial-like
Exons: 2
Coding region: 281-1816 (511 amino acids)
Biological process (GO): tetrahydrofolate biosynthetic process
Molecular function (GO): dihydropteroate synthase activity; 2-amino-4-hydroxy-6-hydroxymethyldihydropteridine diphosphokinase activity
Source: RefSeq, a predicted model, not a curated record